AUGACUGGUGAUCAGGCACAAAAGAUGUGCCAAGAUUUCUUGGAUGUGCAGGAUGCGCAGACCCUUGCAUUAGCUGACACGCUGGUUGAGGAGAUGCGUAAGGAGACUGGGCAGGAAGUGGAGGCAGAUGAUGCAAUCUCGACGGCUGCUACCCAGGUCUACUCCCCUGGCCAGCUUCCUCAGGCAGUGGAGUCUGGUUGUCCAAGUCCUUCUUCCAUAGGCGCUGCCGUCGAGGCCCUAUAUCUUGCGAUGCAUGUGCCACUGAAGCAGAUCCAGCACUUCACAGUGCCUGCGUCCCAUCUGAUGUCUGACUUCCUGGAUCGGGCCUAUGGUGAUAGCCACCGCUCACCGCUGAAAGUUUUCUUGGGCGUGCCUGAAAGCCCGCUGCGCCCGCAGCCAAGCGCCCCAGAUGCCAAACAGGCGCUGCCCCCAGCCAACCUGCCACCAGGCUUGCCCGAUUCGCAGAAUGGAGAGAUUUCAGUGGCCCGCCCCAACACAAGCUUUCCUGCGCCAGCCACUCAGAAUGGAGAUGUUCCAGCCCCGACAACUCCAGCAAGCACAGGCCCACAAGCUCUGAGUUCGCCUCGAAUGGCCAACCCUCCCAAGAUCAUUGGCUCUCCUUUGCCAGCCCUGAAGAGUGGAGAUGCUUCCAUGAGCCCAGCCCCGACAGCCCCCGCAAGCACAGGCCCACAAGCUUCGAGUCCAGCGACCCCGCUCCGAAUGGCAGCCGAGGUCCAAGGCGCUUCUUCCCCCAUACCCGCACAAGCUCCGAGUUCAGUGGCCUCACCACAACAUGUGACACUCAAAGGCGCUCCUUUGCAAGUCUCAGCCCCGACAACUGCCGAGGUUCAAGGCGGUUCUUUGUCAGCCCCGACAACUCCUGCAAGCACAGGCCCGCCCAAGACCAGUCCUUUGCCAGGCCCAGCACCCACAACUGCCGUUCCCGCAAGCACAGGCCCGCCCGUGCAAGCUCCUCAGACUUCAGCAAUUCCAGCCCCGGAAGUCCAUCUCCCCGCAACCCCAACAGGUUCCGUGAUGACGCAAAGUGAGUCGAUGCAAACACCCCGCCGCUCAAGCACAGACACGGAUACCAGUUCCGCAUCCAAGCCAGGGGCCCCUGCAGGACUUGACGGUCUCCUUGUGGUUGAUGUUUGGCCUGAGCUCAUGUCCGUGCCCCCACCAGCUCUUUCCGAUGCAGCAAUUAAGCAAAGGUUGAGGAGGGUCUUCAAACCAAGGGCCAAUGGGGACUACCUCAUCGGUGAAGAGUGGAGAAAGAUGUGGGAAGAUCUAUCAGAAGGCCGUGACAAAGUCAUUGCCGUCUUCGAGAAAGCAGCCUACAGCGUGGACAGCAUUGAAAAAUUCAUCAAGCGCUGCAAGAGAAUAUCUGAAGACAUAAAUGAAGAGGUGAUGGAGAUCGAGGGUGAGUUUUUGACAGUCCAGGACAUGGACGAGCGUAAGCUGAGCAAAUAUGGUGAGGGCUGGAUGUAUUGGGUCGAUACCCGUGUCCACGGAAAGUUGUCGAAGAUCAAGCGCUCUCUGUACCAGGAAGCAAUGGAGUGGGACGAGGAGGACAAAGGGCAGAAGGAUGAGGGCCUCACUCCGGGUUUGGACUGGGACAUGCUGAACAACUUGCAAGGUCCUGGCAUGCUUGGCAAAGGGCCAAACGUCGAGCCAGUUGAUGAGGUGAUCCAGGUGCCUGUUGCGUCAGACGUGGCUGCAAAGCUCGGGUACCCUGAGGUUGAGAAGAACCUUGCACCCUCGGCAUGCCUGGGCCCUGCAAUGAAAACCUUGCAGAAGCUUAUCAAAAGGCUCGAGGCGAUUAUCGUGACCUUCCCCCAGCCGGUUGCAGGUCAAGCUCAGAAGCCUAGUGAGGCCAAGCUGCAGGGGCGCUUGGAGAGCCUGCAACUGAACCUCAACACGGUUGCAGAUGAGAUGCAAGAUCUAGAAAUGGGUGGUUUGCUUGAUGGCUUCACGCGAAAGAUGCAAGCUGACAUCUCGACGAAGCUCGAUGAGGGCCGAAGGCACCUCCGUGCCAGAAGCGAUUCAGGUGUGUUUUGCCUUCGCCUGGAAGACAACCGGCUGGUUCCAACCCUGACGGCAAGCCUGCAGGUGGCGCAGCCCGACUGGUGGAAUACAUGGCUGAGUCAAUGGGAGACGGUGUCCGUGACUUGGCAGUCAAGCGGGGGUUCUGCAAGAAUCCGUGCGACCAAAUUCCUGGCUCACGCGGCCCAGGUCCCAGCAGUGCAUGUGGCCCGAACGCUGGCUGCUGCUGAAGGCAGAACAGCUACAGUUUCUGAGGAGGCCCACGCAGAUCGUUUCACGAGGGCUCUGUUUCGCAAACAUAGCCUAUCCCUUCCCAUAGAGAUAGAAGAUGUGGAGCAUGAAGUUGUUGAAGGGGUGCUUAAAACCAUCACCACCCAACAUGUGACCCCAGAAAGUUGGAUCAAGUACCUCAUGCAAGAGGACCCAAGCUUGAUCUGUGGAAACUCUGGGAGCCCUCAGAGCAAUUUUCGCGCUUUCUGGACAUUCUUCCAGCGGACUCAUGCAGAGCAUGAAGUCUUUCGCACUGGCAAGGACCUAUCUUCAACCAUACCCAUACUUAUCCAUGGCGAUGAGGGUCGUUCCAUCAAAAAAACAGCAUAUUUGGUCCUAUCGUUUGAAUCGCCGAUCGGCUGCCAGGACCGACGGCUGAAACCAUGCCAGUGUGUGGCUGAACUAGCCAAGCUGCCCGGUGUCCCUGAGUAUGGUGAGGCCAGCCCGCUUCCCGAUGGUGUGGAAGGCCCCAGCAAUGAGAUGUUUACAAACUACACCGGCCACAGCUACUUGACUCGUCAUCUUCUCUUCGGGCUUGGGGGCUGGAUUUUUAAGAAAAACCCGCAUGUGGUGCAAACACUGCUGGGGGUAAUGGCCGACAACUUGCAGAAGCUGUUCCAUCAAGGAUUGGAGAUUGAUGGCAAGAGGUACUUCGUAGCAGUGGCAGGGAUAAAGGGAGAUAUGGAUUUUCAUAGGAAGUAUUUUUUCUUAGACCGCAGCUACACGCAUGUGGGGUCUCGGAGCUUGGGCUUCAUUUGUCACUGCUGCAUGGCCUCUUCUGGCGAUAUGAGCCAGCACCGCUUCGAAGACUUUGCCGAAACGCCUUCGUGGCUGCAAACCAUGCACCGUUCCAGACCAUGGCCCCCCGACCAAGUCCCGCAGCUUACCCGAAUUCCCAUGGACACUGCUGCACCGGAACGGGCCCUUCUACAUGACCCAUUCCACAUAGUCAAGCUGGGGCUCGCGCGGGACUUGAUUGGGAGCUGCGUUGUAGUCCUUUGCAGAAAGGGAUUUUUCGACUACCCUGAGUGCUCCAAGAAUUUCCCUGACAGGCUAGCUAGAGCGCACAGCAGCUUUGUCCUUUUCUGCUUGGCUUCGAAGGAGCACCCUACACUGAGGGGUUUCACGAAGACCUUCUUCAACAUGACAAGCUUCAUGUCCAGCCCUUGGACGAAUUCCAAAGGCAGCGACUCCAUGAUUCUGCUUCGCUACUUGUCAUGGUUCUUGCGGCUUCAAAUGAAGCAUCCUACGGUGCCUGGGCAUGGGCUGCUCCUGGACAGAAUGUGUCAGACAUGCGAAGCAUGCCUUGACAUGUUUCGGCUCAUGCAGCGGCACCGCCUUAUCCUCCACAGACCAUGCGUCAGAUACCUUUAUGUCGUGAUGAUGAGGCUACUGCGCGGUUUUCGUGUUCUCAGCACGCUGGCUGUUUCGAUGAGGAUGCGGGCUUUUGCUUUGAAACCCAAAGCCCACUCGUUGCACCAUGUAGCUCAGUCCCUCCGGUCUGCGCUGCUCGGCGGAUGUGCUGGGGCGCUAAACCCACAGUAUGCAGCUACCGAAGUCUGCGAAGAUUUUAUAGGGCGUGUAAGUCGGUUAAGCCGUCGCGUCGACGUUCGCACCGUUGACCGGAGGGUAAUCGAGCGGGUUUUCCUGAAAAAACGUGCUCUCAUGAAGAAGCGCUGGGAAGCAAAACUCAGCACAGCUUGA
Symbiodinium natans is the source of this 4017-nucleotide messenger RNA. Lineage: Eukaryota; Dinophyceae; Suessiales; Symbiodiniaceae. The record is from the annotation of a GenBank genome assembly.